Messenger RNA from Trichoplusia ni (cabbage looper), 1139 nucleotides. Its product is annotated as collagenase-like. Lineage: Eukaryota; Metazoa; Arthropoda; Insecta; Lepidoptera; Noctuidae. The transcript has 5 exons. Gene Ontology annotation, molecular function: serine-type endopeptidase activity. Gene Ontology annotation, biological process: proteolysis. The record is from RefSeq and is a predicted model, not a curated record. The coding region runs from base 22 to 927 and encodes 301 amino acids.
AGGUAUAUAAGUCAAGUAGGUAUGGCCAGUUCGUUGUCUAACAUAUUUGAGAGAAACAUGAGGGCUUUAGUGUUGGUAGGUUUUGCGCUGGUGGCGUCGGCGUCUGCCUUGGUGGACGUGAACGUAGGAUACCAUGAGGCGGUCGGCAUCCCCACCGCGGAGAAGAUCAGACUCGCGGAGGAAGAGAUGAUGAGCGCCAAGGAAGAGAGAGUUGUAGGUGGGGCGUUGGCUCCCACUAAUUCUCAUCCUUAUUUCGCUGGUCUGCUGAUCUCUCUCCUUGGUGUCACCGGUAACUCAGUAUGCGGCUCUACCCUGCUGUCUCAAAACCGACUGGUGACCGCAGCUCACUGCUGGACCGACGGCCGCAACCAGGCCACACAGUUCCUCGUCAUCCUCGGCUCCAAGCUCCUCUUCUUCGGCGGAACCCGCAUCCCCACCUCGAACGUCAUCAUGCACCCCCAGUAUCUCCCCGCCAACCUCAACAACGACAUCGCUAUGAUCUACCUGCCCUACAACAUUUUCUUCACUGGCAGUAUUCAGCCCAUCAGCCUCCCUAACUCGUCGGAGCUGUGGGACAGCUUUGUCGGCAACUGGGCUGUAGCUGCCGGUUUUGGCAGGACUAGCGACGCUCAAGCCGGUGCUUCGACGGAAGUGAGCCACGUGACCCUGCAGGUGAUCAGCGUGGCUCAGUGCCAGGCCGUGUUCGGCAACAACUUCGUGGUCCAGAGCACCAUCUGCACCAACGGCGCCGGCGGCGUCGGCAUCUGCGGCGGAGACUCCGGCGGACCUCUCGUACUCAACCGCGGCGGACGCACUGUUCUUAUCGGUGUCAGUUCCUUCGUGGCCGGCGCGGGCUGCCAGCUCGGCUUCCCCUCCGCCUUCGCUCGUGUCACCAGCUUCAACAACUUCAUCCACCAGCACAUGUAAACUAUAUCAGGACCUAUUUCUCUUUUUCUUUUUUUUGUAUAUUUUUUUGGUGCCCUUGAUCUAUCAAAGUGAAUAGUUCAACUGUUAUCUGUAUAUGCUUUAGAAUCUUUCACGAAUUUUUGUUCGUCUUUUGAUCAGACUUGUCAAAGUGCAACUUUUUUAUGAUUAUAAGAGUGUAUGUGUAAUAGUAAUAAAAAAAACUCAUGACAUCA